Molecule: messenger RNA, 4008 nt
Organism: Neoarthrinium moseri
Lineage: Eukaryota; Fungi; Ascomycota; Sordariomycetes; Amphisphaeriales; Apiosporaceae
Exons: 5
Coding region: 1-4008 (1335 amino acids)
Biological process (GO): arachidonate metabolic process
Cellular component (GO): membrane
Source: RefSeq, a predicted model, not a curated record
AUGGGUGUUGCACCUGCCGGGCCAGGUCGGAACGGGAAACCACAUGAGAAAUCUGAUCCUCUAGUGUUACAUCGUCUCCGCCAGAUUCUAGAGCCGGCUCGCUCAGAGUCUGAGCAUGAAGCUGAGCUGCACGAAGAUGAGGAUACGUCUUGGUUCGGCUUCGGUCGCGAUCCUACGGGGCAUCCCGUCUUCCAUGACUAUGGAAGGUUUGCAGCUAUCAUGGCAGACUCCAUGGUGGAGGAAGUCUCCGAAAGGCACCCUCAACUAGCCUCAUUCAUCGGUGAAACAGGAGCUGGAAAGAGCACUAUCAUAAAGCUGCUCAUAGACCGCCAAGAUAUGACAUCUUUGGAAGCGUCCAGAUACUACUCCCCAGUGACCUCGUCUAGUUAUGACCGUAUUCCUACAACAGGAGACGUUCAUCUAUAUGCAGAUCCCUCAACACUGUAUACCAGCAACCCGCUCCUGCUUUGCGACUGCGAGGGACUUAGCGGAGGUGAGACAUUGCCUAAGCAGUUGAGGAAUCGCGCAGAUGAUCUCGCGAAUGGCUACAGGACAAGCACGUCCAGACCAAUAUCCUGGGCCAAGACCCCCAACACCAAGAAGAGAGAAUACGCUGUUUCUCAGCUUUAUCCUCGAAUCUUGUACACAUUCUCAGACGUCGUAGUAUUCGUGCUCCGCAACCCCCGAGCAUUUGAGUCAGUAGUGCUGCCGAAGCUGCUGCGUUGGGGUGCAGCAUCCAUCGACAAGUCACUCAACCAACCGGUGCUCCCUCAUGCCAUUAUCGUACUCAAUGCAUCAGAGCCCAACAUCGACGAAAAGGAGUGGGAUGUCGAGGUAGCAACCCAGAUGCUGAUGUCUGAUAUCCACGGAGCGAUUUCAAGGGAGCCUGCGCUCCAGGAGUAUGUGCAACAGUGGAGGAAGCGCGGCAAGACAGUCUCCAGCACCAAGGAGCUGCUGGAGUGUUAUUACGCCUCUGUGAGCGUGGUCAGGAUCCCGUACAAGGGCUCCUAUAUGCUUAUGAACGAGCAAGCCGGCAAGUUGGCAGAAUUGAUUCGGGAGCGAGCCACGCUUUCGCAAAUUCGGAAGAGACGGGUGCGAAUGCUGGCGACCCCUGAGAAACUCCAAUUCUACCUGCAAGCAGCAUUUGACCAUUUCACGAGGGAUCUUGAUACACCAUUCGAUUUCAUCAAAGAGACCCUACGUCACAGCCCCGCGUCGAGAAAUUUCGAAGGCAAUAUAUUGAACCUUGCACUAGCUGUUCGGGACCGGGCAAGCAAUGAGAGGAUCAAGAGCAACGCAAAACAGAUCUUCCGAGCAAUGGUGCCAAUAAUAGCAUCAUGUGUCAUGUUUGACACAGUCAGACAAAAUCUCCUAGGUGAGUCCAAUGUUCUACAUUCCCCCUCGUGUCUCGCCGUCAAACUCAUUGCAACAGGUACUGCAUCUCGUCUUCUGGACGACAGGUACGCCAAGCCUUGUGCAGCAGCAAUCCAGACUUUUGCAGAUUUGCAUUGGCCCUGCACCUAUAUCAAUCCAGCCUUCCCCGGUGAGCUUGGCCGAUGCUGCAAUGUGAGAUCUGGGCACAAUCCCAAAGGCCACCAAAACAUCCACGGCAAAAUUAUUGGCCAUGGUGACUACGAGUCCGACUUUGAUCCCACAGAGUUUGCGUCUGCUUGGAACCAGCUGAUCAGAGGGAGCCUUAUCCAGCUACAGUCGUCUGCUUUUAGACUAAGCCAGGAGUUCCCAGACAUGCCUGAGCUCCAGGUCGCCGCGCUUCUUCACAGAGAAAGGCUGAACGAGCAGUACUCCAACAUCCUAGGCGCAGCAACUGAUUUCGUCAGUUAUUCAGCGUGUCUCUGCUGCUUGCGAGAGCUGCCCGAGUGUGCUCUUCCGUGCGGCCACGUACUCUGCCUCCCAUGCGUGCAGAUAUACGGAACAAAGACCUCAAAGACCACCAUCGAAAUCAGCCGGUGUCCUCUGCAUGUCCGAGAUAUCAUUGCCAGCCCCCCAUGGGUCAUCAACGUAAAACCAACCCACGCGGGCACCCGAACGCUCUGUCUGGACGGUGGCGGCAUCCGUGGUAUCGUGCAAUUGCAGGUGCUCCGGGAGAUUGAAAAGGUUCUUGGGCCCGACUUACCCAUCCAGCUGUUUUUCGACCUCAUAGUAGGCACAAACACGGGUGGUCUUAUAGCUAUUGGCUUGGGUGUCAAAAAGUGGUCGCUACAGGCCGCUACAGCGAAAUUCAAGGAUCUCUGCAGAGAGGCCUUCACGCCUCGCGAGAUGAAGAGCGUGCCCGUCUUUGGGAUGCUGUCGAGCCUCUAUCACGGAAGCCUGUACAAGACGCAGCCCUUUGAGAAAGCGCUGAAGAGGUACUUUUCAGAUCAGCCGUUCUUCGGCGGCAGUGUGCAUCGAUCACGACACAACAUCUCGCUGAAGGUUGCCGUCACUGCCACGACUUCGAUCGAGCAACAGCCUGUACUGUUCGCAAACUACAACCGGCCAGACCCUCCGAAUAAGAAGCUGCCAUAUCGGUUCACACGUUCGGACGUACCGUCUAAGGAGGCCCGCACAUGGGAAGCUGCGCGAGCAACAGCAGCUACACAGCCGUUCUUCAAACCCUUCCUCAAGGAAGAGACGAGCAACGAGUACGUGGAUGGUAGCGCACAGUUCACUUGUCCCGUCUGGGUAUGCCAUCACGAAGCGGAUGCUAUAUGGAACGGUGACUCGAGCCCAGAUAUGUUGCUGUCGAUCGGCACUGGCCGAAACGUUGGCGACAGGAACGGCUCCAGCAUUCGUCCGUCGUCUGUAUCUGUGUCUAUGUCCGCUACAAAUACGUCCGCAUCGAUAACGCCUGGCAAGAGUGCGGUGCUCAGGCAGGGCCGCGGUGGUGCUGGAAACUACAAGGUCCGCAACAACAAUUCUAACCCGUCCUACACCACAUCCACCAGAAAUCCCGGCACUGGCUACUUCCAUCGCGACCCUAGGACGCCAAUGCUGUUAUCAUUCAACAACCCCAGCGCUGGUGCAGAGAGAUCCAAUGAUCACAGACAAGGUGACACCGUGUGGGACAAGUUCAUGCACCAGAGGGGGUCGAUGGAGGAGUCGGCCCGCAAGAAGUAUUUGCGCAUCAACCCUGAGUUGUUCUCUCAACUCCCCAAGUUUGCAGACGUCUCAAGGAUAGAUGAACUUGAGCGCGAGACUGAGGACGUUUUGAGACAGAAUCCAGGUGUUAUUCGUGAAGCGGCCCAUCGGUUGGUGGCAAGCACUUUCUUCUUCGAGCGUGAUGCCGGUUCUGUCAAGCAAACCCAUUCGGGAUACACAUGCACAGGGUCGAUAUACUGCAGAUUCCGACAGGCCUCGACGGAGAUCAGGGCACUCGGCUGGUUCCUCAUCUCCAGCUCGAGCCUCGAGGGCGCCUUCGAGCCGUACUUCCUAGUCGAGGACGACAGCGGGCGGUCGCCCGCGCAGCGAAUCCCGCUCACGCAGCCUAUGCUCCAGGGCAUGCACUUCCACGGCCACUUUGUGCUCGAGCCGCUGCGCCUGGACGUCCUGGACGAGACGUCCGAGGUCCGCCUCUCGCUCGGCCUGCAGGCGGCGGCCUACCCCUCGGGCAGCACCGUGCUGCCCAUCAGCGGGUUCCCGCGCCGGGUCAUGGCCGAGCCCGGCGGCGCCCCUGCCGCCGCCUCCCCCGGGAGCGCGCAGAUAGGCAUCAUCCCGUCCGCGAGGACGUCCACUCUCGAGAGGCAGUACACGGGGAGCUCGUCGUCGCGGCCGACGACAGCAACGACCAUGACGUUCCCGGCUGUGUCGACGCCCGAAUCCGUCGCCGUGUCGCUGGUCAGCAGCGCCGGCGUCGUUCCAGCCAGCCUCGACUCGCCUUCGUUCUUCGGCAAGCUGUCCCUGCGCGACUACCUGGACCCAGAGCUGCCAGAGCUGCCGGGUUCGAUGCCCCCAGCGGAGCUCGAGGGCGAAUCGUUCACAACGAAAAAGGAGGUCCGGAUGCCUUUGUAG